AUGGCGCACUCUUCUCCUUCGCGGAGGAGCCAGCACGAUAGCAACAUCAAGUCAAGCCCCGAACGAGGCUUCACAGCAGAUUUUCUCUCCGAGAAUCGUAAUUCAGAGCUGAGCCAUCGCGAUGCCCUCGCCGCUGCCCAGCUCGAGCACGAGCGUGUUCGCCUCGCCGCUUUGAGGGUCUAUGAGGUCCACCAAUUGCAGGAGGAAAAGCAAAGGUUGGAAGCUGAGCAACGGAGGAUAGCACAGCUACAAAAAGAGGAAGAAAAUCGCCUCAAGGCAGAAGCAGCAGUGCGCGCCGAGCAAGAGAGGCUGAGAGAGCUCAAGGCCAAGCAGAUUCCUCAACUCCCUCCCGAACCCGUACCUGAACCGCCCAAGCCGGAGCCGAAGAAGUCGCAAGAAUCUCAGGUCAAUGGCACAACGGCGGCCAAAGCCGAGCCCGCUGCUGUGCCGCCGGCCGCACCAAAGCCAGCCCCCUUGACAACCGCUACGACAUCAGCUCUCCCAGCCGUGAAGGCACCUACUGCAGCGCCUUCACCAGCACCCGCACAGGUCGUUGCUACGCCGUCAACCCAAUCCAAUGGUUUCCUCACGAAGCCCGCAGCAGCGCCUCCAGCCCCGAAGCCCGCUGUUCAGCCUGCCGCGCCUGCACCAGUGCCAGCUCAACCGACUGUUGACAGGUACACCCAGAUACACCAAGCUCUCAAGAAGCUGCGAAAGGACGUCGAAGCCCUGUCAAAACAGCCUGGGAAUCCAUUGAAGGGCAAGUUGGGAGAAAUGCGGAGACAAAUCAGGAAGUCUAUUGGGCAGCUGACUGCUGGCAAAGGAGCAAACGCGCAACCCCUUGCCACGAUCAAUGCCGCACUGCGCGAAUCUCUCGGCGGCCAGGUCCCGUCACCUCUAAUCGACGCAAGCACAUACGUGCAGCAAAACAGGGAGCCAGCCGAAGGCGCUGUUAACAACGGACCGCAGCUACCGGCCCUGUUCAUAUACCUCCUCAACAUCCUCUCCAAGGCGAUCAUCCAGCAAUUCUCCAACGAAGGCGGCGCGAACCCAAAGUCGGCCGAGCCGGUCGGCAUCGUAACGGCGCAAAUCUUCUCCAACAAGGACUACCACUGGCGCGGCGGCUCCAUGAUCGACAUCCUCAUCGCCAAAUUCCGCGUGGCCUGCCCCGUCCUUUUCGGCUCUAGAGGCAGCGACAAGACGGAGGGCGGCCGCAGAGCCAUUGGCUGGAAGAAGGAAAACGGCAACUGGGUGCCCGAGCAGGCGCACAACGACAGGAUGACGGGUCUUGGCGCCGGCUUCGCGGCCAUUGCGCUCCGGGACUUCAGCAAGGCGUCCAAGACGAACCCUUACCCGCCGACAAACUACUGGAAGGCCAUGGCGCAGAUUGUCAACUCGCCGCCGCAGCUCGUCUCCAACACGCAGUACGUGGUGCUCAAGUCCAUGAUUGACGGUCACGAACAGCGCUUCAUCAACUUUUACGGCAACGCUGCCGUCGCGGCCCUCAGGAUGGCGUUGGUGGAGUUUCCUAAGAGAGCCCCUCCGGGGGCCACGGCCGCGCAGGCGUUGCAGGUCCUAGGCGACGUUUUGAGACGAGACUCUGGGUUAGAUGUGGCAUAG
Molecule: messenger RNA, 1620 nt
Organism: Colletotrichum paranaense
Lineage: Eukaryota; Fungi; Ascomycota; Sordariomycetes; Glomerellales; Glomerellaceae
Product: GLE1-like protein
Exons: 2
Coding region: 1-1620 (539 amino acids)
Biological process (GO): poly(A)+ mRNA export from nucleus
Cellular component (GO): nuclear pore; nuclear pore cytoplasmic filaments; cytoplasm
Molecular function (GO): phospholipid binding; translation initiation factor binding; inositol hexakisphosphate binding
Source: RefSeq, a predicted model, not a curated record